This is a messenger RNA of Drosophila rhopaloa, 1075 nucleotides long. RefSeq lists its product as uncharacterized. Lineage: Eukaryota; Metazoa; Arthropoda; Insecta; Diptera; Drosophilidae. The coding region runs from base 142 to 999 and encodes 285 amino acids. The record is from RefSeq and is a predicted model, not a curated record. The transcript has 2 exons.
ACUAAAUCAAAAAUCGUAAAAUGAGGAUUCGUUGGUAAACAAAUAUUCUAAAUUCUUUCAUUUUUUGACCACUUUGGCCAUCAAAAUUGUCUAUCAAAAUUCAAAAACCCCAAAAAACCAAGGAGCCCCAAGAGCGUGACCAUGACCAAUCGACUGGCCUUGCACCACAUCCUGACCACCCAACUGCGGAAGGACUGGGAGCAGGAGGACAAUGCCAAGUCCAGGCUGUCGCAGUUGAGCAGGAGGGACAGGAUCAAGGCCUCGCUGAGAUCAAGACAGCUGCCGGGCCACUACCUGAUGCCCGACACUCGCAAGACCUAUGAUAACAUGGUGGCAAGGAUUCACUCUACCAUGAAGUCGGUUCGAGCACCUCGAAGACCUCGGCCAACGGCGCCGUUGCCCACAGCGGGGAUUCCGACUCCAGCUCCAGGAGUAGCACCACCACUGCCAUCCAAUCUGGUGUCCAAGCAUCUGAAACGCAGCAAAUCGGGUAGGAUAAAGGGCGGCGGCAAUUCAUCGAGGGCGAGCAGUGCCCAUGGUUUCGUCAACAAAACCAAAGCCAAACCAUUGGCGGCGAUCAAGGCUAGUUUGAACCAGAAGUUGCCAAAAUCGAAGGGUUUUGAGCAGCACAACCGGAUCCGCGAGGUUAUCCAACAGAAGACCGUGCUGGAGACCAUGCUGAUGCAGCACAAGAAAUUGCAAAGGGACCGGCGGACCAUAGCCCUAGAUAUCCAGCGGAUGCGGGCGGAUCUGGACAGGAUUCGGACCAAGUUGGACACGUCGCUGCAGAGCUUGAACUCCACUCGCACCCUUUUCAGUGCCGUCAGCAAGGCGAAUUCCAAAAAGGCGGUCGUCCAGCAGAAGCCAGCGCACAACAUGGUGACCCCGACCCAUCGCCGUUCUGGUGGCAAGCGAAAAGUCAGGACCUCUGCCAUUCCGAUAAACCGGCAGAGUGUCCUGGUCCACAAGGCCCCCAUCCUCAAGCGCCGCGUCCGUUAAAUGCCAUAUGAAAAAUGAAAAAAAAAAGUAAUACAUGAAAAAUAUAGCAAAUUAUAAAUUUUAUAGAUAUCAAAAA